This is a messenger RNA of Theobroma umbraticum, 3672 nucleotides long. RefSeq names its product U-box domain-containing protein 44-like. The record is from RefSeq and is a predicted model, not a curated record. NCBI's taxonomy places the organism in Eukaryota, Viridiplantae, Streptophyta, Magnoliopsida, Malvales, Malvaceae. Gene Ontology annotation, molecular function: protein binding; ubiquitin-protein transferase activity. Gene Ontology annotation, biological process: protein ubiquitination.
AAAUAAAUAAAUAUUUAAAGGUGUAACAAAUUACAAAAGAAAGACUUCGUUUUUGAAGGAAGCUCUCCAGAGCCACAUUUUUUCUAGCUGGUUAUUUUCCCGGAAAAUUCCGGUGAUAUCUCACAAAAAAAAAGAAAAAGUAUGAUCAAACACAAGAGAUUCGUUGACUAAUAUCCAGACUGAUUGAUAUUAUUAAGGCCAAUUCUACCCAAUCUAUCUUUUUCCAUCAGAAAUUGAAUUGAAGGCAGCAGCUUUGUCUAAAAUUGAAUUGCAGUGGUUGGUCUUGGCAAUGGCAUAUGACCUGACUUUUACCAUUUUUGGGUCUCAAAUAUGGAUCAAAUAUCAACAGAAUUGAGGAUCUUCUUCUAUAUUUUAUGUUUCUGGCUUCUUCUUUUUUUCUUAUUUUAAUAUUCAAAGAUGGCAGAAGGCAUAAUUACAAGUACACCACUGGUUUCACUACCUGAGUUGAUCUCUCAGACCAUAGUUGCCAUAUUUGAUUGCAUUCAUGCAGCCAAGGGUGUACUUACUCAGAUGGAGAAUUUCGAGAAAUUCUCAAAUUACUUGGAGAAGAUCACAUUUAUCUUAAAGGAGCUUUCCAAGUCAUAUGUAGAUGAGUCAGAGAGCUUACGAAAAGCUUUGGCUAUUCUGAACCUGGAGGUUAAAGUUGUGAAACAGCUAGCACUUGAGUGUGGAACUAGAAACAAGGUUUAUCUCUUCAUCAGCUGCAGGAAAAUCUUGAAGCAGUUAGAGAACAGCACAAAGGAGAUUUGUCAAGCACUAAGUCUCAUCCCCUUGGCCUCUAUUGAUGGUCUAUUGAGAAUCAGUACUAACAGGUUAUGCAAGGAUAUGCUGGAGGCUGAAUAUAGUCCAGGAAUAGUGGAGGAUGAAAUUUUGGAGAAGAUUGAGUCUGCUACACAGGAGAGGAAUGUUGACAGAUGUUAUGCAAAUUAUUUGCUUGUUUCUAUUGCUGAGGCAGCUGGGGUUCCUGAUGUGCAAUUGGCCCUAAAGAAGGAGUUUGAAGAACUAAAGAGUGAAAUAGAAGAUUCAAAACUGGGUGUAGACGCAACUGAAGCUAGAAGAAUGGAAGAGAUUGUUAUGUUGCUUGAAAAGGCUGAUGCUACAACAUCCUAUGAGGAGAAAGCAAAGAGGUACCUAGAUCAGCGAAAUUCUCUUGGUAGGCAACCUUUGGAUCCUUUCCAGUCGUUUUAUUGCCCUAUCACUAUGGAUGUCAUGGUUGACCCUGUGGAGAUUUCCUCUGGUCGGACAUUUGAGAGAAGUGCCAUAGAGAGGUGGUUUGCAGAUGGAAACAAGCACUGUCCAUCAACCUCAAUUCACUUGGACAGUUUGGUUUUACAGCCUAACAACACUCUUCGACAAUCAAUUGAAGAAUGGAAAGAUAGGAACAAUAUGAUCACUAUUGUUUCCAUCAAACCUAAACUUCAGUCAAAUGAAGAGCAAGAAGUGCUUCAAUCUCUCUGCGAGCUGCAGGAUCUAUGCACAGAAAGGGAGCUGCACAGAGAAUGGGUGACUUUUGAGGAUUAUAUACCAAUUCUCAUAGGACUUCUUAGUGCAAAAAAUCGUGAAAUAAGAACACAAGCUCUAGCCAUUCUAUGCAUUCUUGCAAAAGAUAGUCAUGAUAAUAAGGAAACAAUUUCAAAUGUAGAUCAUGCACUUGAAUCCAUUGUCCGGUCACUUGCCCGCCAAAUAAAGGAAAGCAAGUUAGCAUUACAGUUGUUAUUGCAACUAUCAAGAAACAGUGCAGGGCGAGAUGCCAUUGGAACCAUUCAGGGCUGUAUAUUUCUUGUAGUUACUAUGCUAAACAGUGAUAAUGCUCAAGCUUCUGGAGACUCAAGAGAGCUUUUGGAUAAUCUUUCUUUCCUUGAUCAGAAUAUUAUAGAGAUGGCGAAGGCUAACUAUUUCAAACCUUUGUUGCAGCUUCUUUCUUCGGGACCAGAUAAUGUUAGAUUGCUCAUGGCUAAGACAUUGUCAGAAAUUGAGUUGACUGAUCAUCAUAAAUUGUCCCUAUUUAAAGAUGGGGCACUAGGACCUCUUCUUCAGUUACUCUCUCAUGAUAAUCUACAGGAAAAAACAGUGGCAGUUAGAGCCCUUCAGAACCUGUCAAACUUGCCCCAAAAUGGCCUGCAGAUGAUUAAAGAAGGUGCACUUGAACCAUUAUUUGAAAUUCUCUAUCGUCAUAGCUUGUCUUCCCCAAGUUUGCGUGAACAGGUAGCAGCUGUAAUUAUGCACCUUGCUGAGUCAACUAAUACUGAAGAAGCUGAUCGUGAGCAAAUCUCAUUGCUGAAAUCUGAUGAAGAUAUCUUCAAACUAUUUUCUCUGAUUUCCUUAACGGGACCUGACGUUCAAAGAAACAUUCUCCAAGCUUUUUGUGAAAUGUGCCAAUCUUCUUCAGGUCUGGACAUCAGAGCAAAGUUGAGACAGCUCUCUGCUGUCCAAGUAUUGGUUCAAUUAUGCGAGGUAGACAACCAUUUGGUGAGAGCAAGCGCAGUGAAGCUAUUCUGUUGCUUGACAGUAGAUGGUGAUGAUACUAGUUUUCAGGAGCAUGUUGGUCAGAGAUGUAUUGAUACAUUACUCAGGAUCAUUAAAACUUCAAGUGAUGAAGAAGAGACUGCUGCUGCAAUGGGAAUUGUCUCCAAUCUUCCGAAGGACAUAGAGAUGACUCAGUGGCUUCUAGAUUCUGGGGCACUGGAUAUAAUAUUCGUUUCUAUGACUGAUGGAAAUCGAAAUGCCUCGCAUAAGAAGCAGGAAAUAGAGAAUGCUGUUAGAGCACUUUGUCGUUUCACCCUUUCAACAAAUAAGGAAUGGCAGAAAACAGUAGCUGAAGCUGGCAUUAUUCCAGUGUUGGUACAGUUACUAGUUUCUGGUACUUCUUUGACAAAGCAAAAUGCAGCUAUUUCGCUUAGACAGUUUUCAGAAAGUUCCACUUCCUUGAGCCAUCCAGUAAAGAAGACAAAAGCUUUUCUUUGCUGCUUUGCUGCAACAGAAACAGUUUGCCCAGUACACCAGGGAAUAUGUAGCGUGGAAUCUUCCUUCUGCAUUUUAGAGGCUAACGCUGUAGAGCCCCUUGUUAGGAUUCUUGGGGAGGGAGAUCUUGGAGCCUGUGAAGCUUCUUUAGAUGCACUCUUGACUUUGAUUGAUGAUGAAAGACUGCAAAAUGGUUGCCAAGUGCUGGUCAAAGCCAAUGCCAUACCUCCAAUUAUAAAAUUACUGAGUUCGACUUCGACCAUAUUGCAGGAGAAGACACUUCGGGCUUUAGAAAGGAUGUUUCGGCUGGCUGAGAUGAAGCAGACAUAUGCAACUUUGGCCCAAAUGCCAUUAGUUGACAUUACUCAAAGAGGUAGUGGUGGACUGAAAUCCCUGGCCGCUAAAGUACUGGCUCAAUUGAAUGUUCUAGGUGAACAGUCUUCAUAUUUCUAAACCAGAUAUAAUUCAUCCAAGGUUCCCCUUACUCAGGGAUGAAGAACUAUCCUCUCCCAAUACUCUGCUUGCUUGCUUGAUUGGUCUGAAAUGAUUGGUCAGAGUUUGUUGGUUCAUAAUUGAUUUAAAAUUCUUUCCAGAAAGAGAACAUUCACCAGUUUAUUCAUAUUCAGUGUAAACCUUUCUUUCACCAAGUAUAUUCAGGGUAAUUAACAGAAAAGUUCUUUUCUUCCUUAA